GAGAGUGUGUGUGUUUGUUUACCAGUCUAAAGACAAACAGUAGUAAACUUUGAGCGAUGCACAGCUGUCAGCUCGGAGGAAUAAUCCGCAUAUUGGCAUAGAAACCAUGGAGGGACGCUAACCUUAGAGCUAGCUGCGGCUAACGUUAGCUACUCCAGGUUAUGGCAUAAAAAAAAAAAACGGAGCUACCAGCCAUCCUAACGGUCUGCCCACCCAAACCUUAGAGACUAAGGUCGAGUGGAUGCAUCCACGGACCAUGUGACACUACACCUCUUUAAAUGGGAUGCAGGAUCGGCUGUAGAGGAUAUUUCAUUUGCCUCCCGGAAAAACCACUUUGGACUGUUUGUUGCCUAAACUGGUGCAUCAAUGAACGAAGAACCUCUCGAGAGCCCAGUCUCUGGCAGAGAGCCUAUGGAAGAAGAUGUGGGACAAAGCACAGAGAAGAAAAGCAGCAGAGCAGAAAACACCUCUGAGGCAGCACCAGCUCAGGAGGAGCCCUUGGCACCCUCAGACAGUCUCGAUACAAAGGGAAGCCCAAGCUCAGAUCCAGUACAGGAGAACCCAGAGGGGGCGAAGGAGGAUGAUAAGGCCGCUAGUGGUGAGCCUCCCGUUGACUGGUUUGAGCCCCUUGAGGAGGAUGAUGAUGAUGCCAAUAGUGUUGGUAGGAAUGAUCCCGAAGAAGAAAGCCUGGCAGGAGAAAGUGAAAGGAGUGAGAGCGUGGCGGGCAGCGAGAUGGCCUUAAAAAAGAUUUAUCAGUUUCACGUUCCCCGCCGUAAGCGAUCUCAUCCCGAUGAAGGAUGGGUUGAAUGGCCAUUACUCGGAGACGGUUGGAAACGCAAAGAAGUUGUUCGGCGCUCAGGUUCUAGCAUUGGACAGAAAGAUGUAUAUUACAUGAGCUCUUUGCAGUUGUUUCUUUUCUUCCUCUGCAGUCCACGAGGGGAUCGAUUAAGAAGCCGAGUAGAACUGGCUUCAGUGCUAGAGGGGCUUAUUGACUUGUCAACCUUCGAAUACAAGACAGGAAAGUUCUACGAGGGCGAAGCACAACCCAUAAGGGUUCGAAACCGAGUGAAGAGAAAGGUCCGGGAGCGUUCUUCCUCAGAGUCCAGCUGGAUGGACAGAGGAGAGGGGGCUGACACUCCAGACUCCCACCACAGGCUCACCCCCAAUCAGGGACCCAAAAACCUUCACUCCAACCAGACUAGUUUCUCCUCACAUAAUACAACAGGAACUCCAAACCAAGGCUCUCGCAAUGAGACUCUACCAGCGGAAGAUAAAAUUAAACUUCCUCUUCCCUCAUCAUCCUCCAGACCCAUCCCGCUCCCCUCUAUAAACGGAGAAAUAGGGUCAGAAGACAGCACUCUGAUCUGUGCCAAAUGUGGUAUUUCCUUCACAGGCACAUGGUAUGACAAACAGAGGAAGAGGCCCUGCUGUCCCACCUGUUGGGCUGCGUCAAAGACAAAAGAGCAUCCGAUGAUUCGUUUCAGAAAGUGGAUUCCUUGUGGACAGUGUGUUGGAUGCCACAACACGGUGAACUGUGGACAGUGUGCCAACUGUAAGCAUGGACUCCAGAGCCCCGAGUCCAGGAAACGCAUAUGCCGAAAACGCAAGUGUAUAUGUCCUAUUCGUAAGGGCCCUGGAAGUGGAGGCUUCCUGCAGCAGAGGCCUUAUAAUGACAUUCCUGAAACAUUUGAUGACAGUAUGAGCUUCCAGAGUGAAGUUGCAGACUCGCAGCAUCCGAGUCUCAAAAGCAGUGACACGGAGAACUUCUCAGUCAACGUGGAUGUUGACGAUGAAGAAGACAUGUCAACUGACGAUGAUGAUGAUUGGCAUAAGAAGCGGAAGCGGCGAUCCUGUGGAGAAUGUAAAGCCUGUCUCUGCAGGAAAGACUGCGGCACAUGUGAUUUCUGUAUAGACAAACCCAAAUUUGGAGGCAGCAACAAGAAGAGGCAGAAGUGUCGACUACGCCAGUGCCAGCGACAGGCAAUGAGACACUUGCUGCCUUUCCAGAUGGGACAAGGUGAAUUUGGGCCAGAUGGCCCUGCACUACCAGGCAGACCUAGACCUCACUACACAUACAGUCGAAAGUCUAAUUUCAAGAAAGGCAAAGCUCUGCAGUUUGGCUUGGACUUCACAGACAAUGAAGAUGAUGACAGUAACCUACAAGCACAGUUUAAUCAUUUUGAUUUCGGACAGCGGAACGGACUACCUGACAGAGUCCCUCAUAUCAGCAACCACAACAGCUCUGAACUGGACCAGCUAAGCAGAUGGGAUGCAAAGAGAUCACUCGCAGGCAGAGAUGGUCAACGGCAUGUUGAUGAAGACGACGAAGAGGAAGACGAGUUGCCCAUGAUCACACAGAUCUUCAGUUUGGCUGAUAACUCUGCUGGGAGCGGUGUGGACAUUGAAAACCAGCUAAUGAAGCUGUUACAGUCUUUGCGCUCCUCUGUACUGCCAAUCCUAUGGUACGCCAUAAUGGUGGAGGGCCCGCAGCUGCAGCUCAUCCAGUGUUCUAAACAGUCCAACAUGACCGACACCACGGUGCUAAUCGACCCGGGCUUCUGCUAUCAGGUCACCGUCCAAAAGCAGCCGCUGCUCCCCACCCACCCACUGUAUGACAAGCACCCAGGGCGAUUAAGCUCGGUGACUGAAGUGGUCGAUCUGCUUUUGGGCCUGGAGAAGUACAUGGUGUGCCAGGGACUGCCCCCUAAAGAGCCAUUGUGUAAUAAAGACCCACUCAUGCUGGAGCGGGCGUCAACGUGUGAUUUCUUGGUUAAGAGGAAAGUGAGCAUCUGUACUAACUGCAGAGCGCUGCAAGGACUUUAACAUUAGUAGAGACAGAAGGUGAUCUGUGACCACAGUGGAGAUUUGUUCUCUGGUGCAUCUUUGUGCCAUUUUGUUCUUUUUGUUUUUAUUUUGGUGAUACUACAUGAUUUACCUCUGGACUGUAAUAGUAUGAUUUGUUUUUUUGAAGACUCACCAAAGGCAUUCCAGGAGCUGUGACGUUAUAAUCCAGGCAAAUUUCUUCUCAGAUGUCUUCUGUUAUUUUGGUUUAGGGCUCUUCUUCACGACUGUUAUGUCAGAGUUUGGAAAGUGUGAUGGGUAGAGCUGUUUGUGGAUUCACACUCUUACUUGAGGAAUCUGUAACCCCAACCCCCUCAUCGUUAUUGCACUUUUGAGUGGUCGUUCUUUUUCUCUCAGCCCAAAAAUGAAAGUGAAAUUACGAGCUGUUCACCCUCUUCUUCUUCUAACCAGCACUAUUGUAGCCCAUGUUAUGGUUUUUUGGACAAAAUGAACAUGUCCAUGUCCAUCAAUAAUAAUACCAACUGACAUUAUUGUGUAUGACAGUAUGUGCAGUGGAAAAAGAGACUGAAAUAUACUAGCCUCUGAUUUCAUUGGAUUGAUUACAGUGUUUAUGAAAAAUGUAUUCAACCCCUGUUGAUUUUGCUUUUUGAGUUGAAUCCCAGUGGAUGAAAAAAGGAGGAAAAGAAACCUCUACAAAAUGACCAACAUAAGCACAAAUAUAACAGUUGAGUGAGUGCCUGUAAUUAUUCCCUUCCUAUGACACACCUAAAUCAUUAGUUUUAAAAGUCCCAAAGUGUCAACUGCGUUACCUGAAAGCACCAGUUGAGAGGGAGGGAGAAAGUUACUAGAACAUCUCCGGGACACUGAAUAUCCAAUGGAGCCUAAAGGUCAAACGUGAUGACCUACGUGGCUCCAUGGCUGAGUUGGGAGACGGCAUUCAGACAACAACUGUUGCUUCAACAGUUGCAGCUUUAUGUCGGAGAGGCAUAGAGACAUCUGAUUGCCAGUAGACUUGUGGGAGACUGAAACCGAGUUAAUGAAGGUUCUGUUGUCAGGUGGGCUUAAAAACAGCACUGCUAUUGUCUUGGAGUCCAGACAUCAGAUCUCUUUGACAUUCAUUGCAAGAGUAAGUACCUCUUAAAAGAAAGUGCUAGUGUUAAUAUUGGCUCGACGGUUGUUUGUAUAUUUGAAAUAAUUUAGAUCAAAUUGAUAUGAGUCCUUUCUCAGAUUAUUUAUCCUCAUUACAUCCACUUUGGCCCAGUGUUUAAAAAGGCAUAUAAAUGGGUGGGACACUUUUUAAGAGCACUGUAAUCACAAUGCAUUAAAGCUAUUAUGUUUCCACAUUUUAAAACAAAUAAGUAAGGGCAGAACAAACAGCUGGAAACCCGAGGAAGAGAUCAGGAUCGUUCCCACAUUCAUCAUCAUUUUUGGGCUGUGGCAGAUACUUUUGCACGUUAGAAGACACACGUUGGUUUUGGCUGGCAGAUUUCAACACCUGAAAUAUGCUGAAAUUUCUACUGAGAUCACACACUUCCUUUAGCAUAUGCUUGUAGAAUGUAUUUUCCAGAAUAAUGUCCUCAAAUGAAACUGGCAGUGCAGCCAAACCUCUUACAGAUGAUGAUAUGCUGUAUUUAUUAUGGUGUGUUAAACCUCUUUAAACCCUAUCCUUCCAUUUCUGUUCUUGACUAAUUUGAUGAUUGGCAUUUAAUAUUGUAUUUUUAACCAUUUGGUUGUUUGAAUUGUAUAAUAAUUUGAAAUAAAAUAUGAAUAAAUGAAAUGUUUCUCCUGCUCCCCUCUCCAUUUGGAUAUUGAUGGAGUAACUCAAUGAAUUCAACAAUGUGAAACUUUAUGCAUUCUUAACACUGUCAGAUUUAUUUUUGGUAUCUUGGUUUCCUCAAGUAAUUGUGCAGAUGAAAUGUUUGGGAUCAAUUAAUUGUUCUUAAAAAAGAUAUUGUUAUUUAGUCUUUGAAUUAAAACAUAUAUAAAGAAUUGAAACAGAAGUUUUCCACAUUUCCUGUCUGUGUCUUUCUGAAGGCAGUGUGCAAAUAAACUUUUCUUGCUGA
Dicentrarchus labrax (European seabass) is the source of this 4865-nucleotide messenger RNA. It is a transcript of the gene mbd1b, whose product is annotated as methyl-CpG binding domain protein 1b. NCBI's taxonomy places the organism in Eukaryota, Metazoa, Chordata, Actinopteri, Moronidae. Gene Ontology annotation, molecular function: zinc ion binding; DNA binding. The coding region runs from base 367 to 2823 and encodes 818 amino acids. The record is from RefSeq and is a predicted model, not a curated record. The transcript is spliced from 16 exons.